Molecule: messenger RNA, 2738 nt
Organism: Acanthaster planci (crown-of-thorns starfish)
Lineage: Eukaryota; Metazoa; Echinodermata; Asteroidea; Valvatida; Acanthasteridae
Product: retinol dehydrogenase 8-like
Cellular component (GO): cytosol
Molecular function (GO): oxidoreductase activity
Source: RefSeq, a predicted model, not a curated record
GAAGUUCGGAGGUGGUAUCAACCAUUUAAUGACAUAAAUAAGGGCGGCAGCUGAAUUCACAGUUUGCUUUUGGCAAUCAGGACAAGCAGGAUUUGAGACCCAGCAAAUUUCGUCUCGAUCAAUUUGGUUACUUCAGGGAAAAUAAGAAAAUGGCGCCGAAGGUGGUCUUGAUAACCGGCUGCUCUUGCGGAUUGGGUCUUGCUGAGGCAGUACUUCUCAGCACACGAUUUAAGCACGACUUUAAGGUUUACGCCACUGUUUUGAAGCUGUCCGAUAAAGGUGACCUCGAAGCAGCUGCCGGCGACGCAAUCAACAAGAAUCUAUUCAUCCGAGAGGUCGAUGUCACCAAGACAGAAACUAUCAAGGCAUUGGUUGACGAAAUCAUUAGGGACAAUGGGAGAAUCGAUGUUGUUGUUAACAAUGCAGCGGUGAAUGGCAUUGAUGAUCCUUUCUUCGCCAAACCGCUGGGCUCCCUUGACCAAGCUCAGGCCAUGAUGGAUGUCAAUUUUUGGGGCCCGGCACAAGUUAUAAAAGCAGUGCUACCAUUCAUGCAGGAACAGAAAUCCGGUCUUAUCAUCAACACUACCAGUGAAUCUGGAAAAACAGAAUCGCCUUUUAUAGGCCUUUACGCAGCAACUAAGUGUGCUUUGGAAGGGCUUUCCGAGAGCCUCGCUUUGGUUCUUCGCAAGGCUUACAAUAUCAGAGUCGUUAUACUUGAGCCUGGAACCUUCACCUCACCUAUGGUGGUAUAUUCUUUGAGCCCCGAAUUCCAACCAGAGUUCUUGACCACAAAAUGGGAGGAGUCCGCCAAGGGGAUGUUCUCUGAGUUCUGGCACAGGGACAUGCGCCGCCUCAUGAUGGAAAACCAGGCGCCUGAGGAGGUAGCUCGCGUGGUGGAGGAGAUCAUCCUGUGUGAUGAGCCACACCUUCGCUACCAGUCUGGCCCGAUCAUUACCCAGCGACUGGCCAGAAAAUUGCGAGAUCCCACCGGCGAUUCUGCGUUCAAAGCAUUCCAGUCAAUGGAGUAGAGCCUCACUGUCACCAUGCAUACUUAGACCGCUCCCUACCGACACAGUAUUGAUUUAUGGUGAAUCGGGGAGUGGGGUGACGAGAUAAGGGAAACACGUGAGACAUUUCAAAGGAAGCUUUUUUCUAGAAGAAAGGAUGAGAAACUUAAAGAUUGUGCCAUCAGGUGUCAUGUGACACAUGGAAAUUUCACAUUUUCUUGAGUUGAAACAAUACAUUUCACAACUUCCUUCUCGCACGUUUCUCUCUUUCUCGAGUUGAAGCUGUAGCAUUCGAUGGUUUAACUCAAAAGAUAAAACGGUAAACCCUAAAAUAAAGGUACAAGUGCUUUAUGUAGUUUGAUUGUAAAUCUCAUCACCAGUUUGUUGUUAAUUUCCAAAAGGAUAAGGACAAUUUGUAUUUCUUUAGAUGCAUUUCUCUACAUCAGAUAACAGUGGCGUAAAUGUGUGCCGAUGAUGGGGGGGGGAUGACUUUGCACGGCCUUGUAAAUUUCCAAGUGUGUGGGGGGAACCAUAUGACACUAUUUAGGGGGCGAUAAUUAUGAUAUCUGUAAUAUGUAUUACAUUAAUGCACAGUCUUACAUCAGAAUGGCUUACUUUUGGCUUUAUCAAAUUAUAUUCCCUUUAGUGAUAUUGAAUACAUUAAUUGAGUCAUUGGGAUGUCCGAACAAUUUUUCAUGAUCCACUUAAUUUUUUUAUUGCUCACCACAAAAAAUGGUUGAUAAUUUAAUAGCCCACCCCCUUAAAAAUUGGGGGAUAUAUGUCCCUAUCCCCUAGGAUUUAUGCCCAGUGAAUAUGGCAAUGUGAAAUGAUGACCAACUUUCUAAUGGUACACUGUACAAUGAUUUUUUACUGUGUGACCAUUGAACUUGUAUAGAUCAUAUACCUGUUGAAGCCUCUUCGUUUUCUGACUCAAUCUAAGAGACAAUUUUGUUUUUCUGCUUUUAGAGAUGCUGGACUGGGACAUAGAGAACGUUUCAUUAUCUUGAGGGUGGCAUUCAAAGGAAUAUAAUAUAACCGACUCAGCCGAAUAAAAUAAAAAUUUGUGCCAACAUAUCUCGUCAUUAUUCGUCUCUUAAAUUAAAUGCCACAAGUGCAUGACCCUUUCGGCCGCUUAAGUAUAAGCCACGUUUUUAGUAGUCAAAAGCAGUUUCCAAAACGCUCAAUCAACUUUUCUGCUUCACUGGCAGCAGAAAUUCAUUUGCUCAUCUUUUCGACCACCUUCAAGCACGCUUCGAGUUAACCUCGGUUGGCAUAUGCUUUCCGGUCUAUUUAUAGCCGAUGGCCACAAGAUUUGAAGGACCCGCCACUUGCUAUGGUAUAGUUUUGGUUCCAAGACCCUUUGGUUGUUCAGGGACUCGAACAUCACACGUAAUCUACAUACACGUAUGUGCACAUGUACAGGGCGCUAUCACCUCACGAACGUGUGACGAUAGCUCCCUCUAACAGUGGCGAUAGCUCCCUCUAACAGUGUACGUGUUGGGUUCGUGUCGCGGAAUAACUACUAGAUAUACACCCCUUUUUCACAGUCUGACACAGAAACAAUGCUGAGUGGUUGAGAAUGUUCCAAAAAUCUCCAUUUUUGAAAAUAAAUUGAAAAAAAAAGUCCACUGGCUGUGCUAUGGGGAGUAAAUAAUCAAGGUCAGCCAAUAGCAAAUGUGCACAAACUGCCUGUACAUACACUGUACAUGUACACUUCUACUAUAGUGCGAA